AUGGCUCUCUGGGAACAAGGAGGUGCAAGUGGUUUUCAACAACGAAAAGCUGGUGGUGAAAAUGAUAGUAAUAACUCUCAACGUUCAUCCGUGAAAGGUGUAUUAACAUGUACGAUAGCAACAAUUCUCAAAGCAAAACAUUCUGAAUCGGAUAAUUGCUUUGUUUAUAAACAUCUAAAAUUUAAUACAUGCAUGGUGAUGGGUUUAAUUCGUGAAGUAAAUCAUGAAGUCAACGGUAGUUUAGCUACAUAUCAAAUUGAUGAUCAUUCGGGUGAUUUACUUGAAGUAAAAUGGUGGCAUGAUGAUUCUGGUGAACCAUUGAAACCAUUAACUUAUGUUAAAGUAAUUGGCCAAGUGAAAGUUUUUGCUGGUAAAGCUCAUCUUGUUGCGCAUCAUAUUAGUAAAAUGCAAUCAUUAAAUGAAUUAAUUGCACAUUCUAUUGAAUGUAUUCAUGCAAGUAUAAGUAUUCGAAAGCUAGGCGAAAAUGGAACAUCUACAACAACAAACAAUAAUAAUAAUAAUCAAGGUGGAAGUAAUCCUUUCAGUCAACAAACAUCAAAUAUAUCGAAUGGUUUUACACCAGUUCAAAAUGCUGUUCUUAAUCUUUUAAAAACUGUAACAACAAUGGCUGGCUAUAGUGUUAUAGAAAUAUGUAAACAAUUGAAACAAUUUAAUGAGAAUCAAGUCAAACAAGCCUUGGAAUUUCUUUCUGGUGAAGGUCAUAUUUAUUCAACCACAGAUGAUGAUCACUUUCGUGCUGCUGGCAAUUGA
Messenger RNA from Rotaria socialis, 771 nucleotides. The record is from the annotation of a GenBank genome assembly. NCBI's taxonomy places the organism in Eukaryota, Metazoa, Rotifera, Eurotatoria, Philodinida, Philodinidae.